This is a messenger RNA of Malaya genurostris, 5032 nucleotides long. RefSeq lists its product as uncharacterized. Bases 244 to 4836 code for a protein of 1530 amino acids. The transcript has 10 exons. NCBI's taxonomy places the organism in Eukaryota, Metazoa, Arthropoda, Insecta, Diptera, Culicidae. Gene Ontology annotation, cellular component: lysosome. The record is from RefSeq and is a predicted model, not a curated record. Gene Ontology annotation, molecular function: cysteine-type endopeptidase activity; cysteine-type endopeptidase inhibitor activity.
UCAACCAGUUGAGUUGAGUGAGUCGAUCGUUACGGAUGUGUUUUUCUUUCGCGGCGUAUAUUUUUUCGGUCGCCACAAGUGAUUGUGUUUGAUUGUAUAUGUGUCAUCGAGAUCUGCUAUUACGACACCCAUAACGGAAUAAAUAAAACAAAAUACAAUUUUUCUUGCUCAUUCAUGAGCUUCACUCGAGGUCUCGUAUGACGAGUCAGCAUCAGUAAAUUCGCGAGAAUUAUCAAUAUUAAGAUGUGUCGCUGGAGCAGCAAACCAGCGGUUCAUAUUUUGAUACUACUGGUGAUAACCCUAUCGGCAGGAACAGCGCGAUGCCAAGAAUCGACCAAUGGAGAGCAAGCUGAGACGGAAGGUGCCAGUAGUGGAACCGCUACGAGCCCUGGCGAUGUGAAGGACUUUCUGGUUUCGGGACUACGUUUAGAACACGAACUCGUAAAGGAGCAGGCUGAUGAACCGUCUGCCCAAGGCAACAGCGGUGAGAACUUUGUCGCCAUCCACGUGGAUGCGGUUGGGGCCAAGGAACAGCUGAAGCCAUCGCUACGGGGUCUGUCACACAUUGCCAUCACCUAUCUGCCGAAACGGUACACGUUCGGUGCGGUCCUGUCGGCAACUCGAGAAGUUGUUGCUGGAGUUCGCUACGAAUUGGUGAUACAAGCACUGGACGAAACACAACAGGAGGUUAUCUGUAAUUUGACGGUUCUGGAAAAACCUUGGUUGACGACGGAAAGUGGAGACAAGUAUCGAUUACUGGAGUACACAAACUGCACAUCAACAGAUGAUGAGGUGAUCGAGGUUGUUACCAAGUUAAAUCCUAUAUUCGAUCCCAAUCUUCGAAGCCAGCAAGAGAUGAGCCCUUCGCGAUUUAAAGAACUGGUCAAUCAGAUUAUUGUAGAGAAGCAUGCUGAAACCCGAGUGAUUACGACCACUCCCGCGGUCGAGCUGUUUGCCACCACAGGACUUUCUAGUGCUUCAGAGUUAGGAGAGUCAUCUAAGGAUGCUUUAGAUCAAUUGUUCUCUAUAGGUAAGGAGACACAUCAGCAACGUAGGUUGUCGACUGACGCCGAACAACGAAAGGAGGAAGUUAUCGAAGAUAUCAUUAUACCUAAACGAGUGGACGCUUCCUACUCGGACCUACAGACUACCGAGAUUCCGGUGGAAACGACCACCAUAACAAUCGAUCAGCAGGUACAAUCCACGUUCGAGGAGGUUUUCAAAACUCAUCGGGAAAUACAAAGAGCAUUGGAUGAAGUUAUUCAGAAAGGAGGAGGUCGUGAUAUACAGCUGAAAUAUGAACCAGUGUUUGCUUCCUUGCUUGAAAAAGUCAAGACUAGCAUCGAUACCUACUAUAAGGCAAUCAACCCGAACGGUGGGGAUGCUAAUGUGGACACAACGGCAUUUGUCGUUAGCGAUAACAUGGCAACACCACGCCUCACACCGCCAGAAACCACCGCCUCCAACCAGUCGUCAUCAAGUGACGAAGAUGAUCAACAGCAACAGCAAGUGAUUCAAACUGAUUUCGAUGGACGAAUUCCGUCCAAUGCACCAGUUCGUGAACUCUCCCCGCCCAAGAUAGACGCAGUGGUCAUGCAGUUUAGUGAUGAAAGUGACGAACAGCAACAGCAGCAGGUUGUACCGCUGGCCCGAACCCGUGCUGAAUUGGUUAGGGAAUUUAACGCAGAUGAUUCUCAGCAACGUGGCAAACGAUCGGCACGAUCUUAUUCCCACGAGCAUGAUUUCUACCAUUCGCCUUUCUUCGAUCGUUCUUCCGGAGAAUCGCAUGAACAUUACGAUAGACCGUACUAUGGACCAUCCAACAUUGGAUUCAAUCCAUACAACUACCACUUCCGUGGAAAGCGAUUCGUGAAGAUUGAUCUGGAUAGUGAUGCUGAUCAGACACAGAUCGAAAGUGUUGAGAAGUCACUGGCUGAAGCGAUCGAAAUGUUGGACCGUAUGGAUGCAGACCCGUAUAAGCGGAUUCUACUGGAACUGAUCAGCCUGAAGCGGAUCAGUCAGUUCACUAGUGCGAUCGAACAGAAGGGCGAGUUGUUCGUGGUACGGGUCGUGACUGCCAACUCGCACUGCAUAGAAGACGUGGAAGAUGUAGACAAGUGCAAGCGGCAGCUGAUCGACGGGAGCAGUAAAUUCUGCACUCUUGAGAUUCGUGUCAAAGACAAGGAAGUACGGCUGGUGAAAUCGGAGUGCGUACCGCACAAGUCCGCUGGAAUGCCCGGUGGCCAUCAGGAGAUUGAUGUGUCGGAGUUGGAACAUCAGCGUCGUAUACAGGCUGGCUUGAAGCAAUAUAACAAAGGAAAGCUAAGGUCAACCAAAUUCAUUAUUCGCUGCGGGUCGGUUCAGGUUGUAGCCGGAACAGUUCAUCGCUAUACAAUCGAUUUUCUCAAUGAAAAUGAUAAGGUCAUUAGUAACUGUAAAGUGAAGAUCUAUACCCCGCUUGGUGAUGAACCAGAAUACAAAUUUGACUGCCACGACGUGCCAUCCUCUCGAGUCGCCCGCGAUGUCGAACGUAAAAAGCUUGGUAAAGCACCAAAAAUUGAUUCGCCAGCAGAGCUAACCCCAGAAGAAUAUAAUAAACCCGAACACACGGAACGUAUUCGAGGUAUACUGUUAAGUUCGUCAGGAGACAGCAGCGAUCGCAAGUAUCGCGUUGUGGGUGCUACACAGCAGUUGGUUGCCGGAACCCUCUACACUUACAAACUAGUCUUUAACGACGAUCCGGACAAGCGCAUUUGUAAACUUACCUCUCACGAGAAACCGUGGCUGAAAGAAAAGUCUCCUGCCGAAGCUCAAAAAGUGUCUUUUUCGUGCCCCGAAGCUCCGAAGCGUCGCGUUCAACGUUCAUUUUGUGCGGGAUGUCCUUCGGCACUGUCGCCAGAAGAGUUGAAGAACACCGAACAUCUGGAACGGAUCAGUAAGAUUCUGACUGCCUCGGGUGGCAACAAUGCACAGAGUAAACCGGAAAUUCUGAACGGUACCAGUCAGGUGGUGGCCGGUUUGAAAUAUACGUACUUCGUUGCGUAUACAAUCGAUGGGACGCGCAGAAUUUGCGAGUUGACCUCCUGGGAGAGACCGUGGUUAGCCGAAUCGGACCCGAACGACGCUUACGUGUACGGAACCAAAUGCGACGGGCAGGACGAAAGCAAUGCGGUUGGAAAAUCUCGCAGCAAACGACAGACCGGUGGACGUCAUCUACUAACCGACGAAGAGCUGCAGCGGGAUGAACACAUCGAGAGAAUCAACAAGAUACUGGUGGCAUCAGGAGGAACUAAACAGGACACACCGAAAAUACUCAACGGUACAACACAGCUUGUGGCCGGUACCAGCUACACAUACUACAUUUCCUACCCGGUGGAGAAUGAAGAGCGAAUUUGCUAUCUGAACUCAUGGGAACGACCUUGGCUGGUGAGCAAGAAACCGGAUGAAGCUUACAAGUACACUUUCCGGUGCGAUGGAAGUGACGAGAAUUCCUUAAAACGAACGCGUCGCCAUGCUAAGAAAGUCGGUGGAACAAACGAACUGUCACCCGAGGACUUGCAAGACAAAAGCCAUAUCGAGCGGAUCAAAGCAGGCUUGGUGGCAUACAAUGAAGAAAAAUCCAAGUCGUAUCGAGAAUUCGAAAUCAUCAAGGGUUCCGUUCAACUGGUUGCUGGCUCAUUGUACAAGUAUACGUUCAAGGUAAACAAUGAUCCGAGCGUGAUUUGCAAAAUCUCCGUUUGGGAGCGUGUUUGGUUGGACACACAAGAUCAGCGAAAGUACAACAUAAAGUGCGAUGGAGAUGACGAUCCUGAGCUCGAACAGCAACAAACUGCAGCGAAGCGGUCGGUUCGUUCCAUUCGGCCUCGCCCAGAACACUACACACGGAGCAGUGAGCAUGCACGUCAUUUGUUCGAAAAGUUUAAACUACGUCAUAAUCGUACCUACCAAAGCAGUUUGGAACACGAGAUGCGGUUUCGCAUAUUCAAGAACAACCUCUUCCAAAUAGAACAACUGAACAAAUACGAACAGGGAACGGCCAAAUAUGGUAUUACACACUUUGCCGAUAUGACCAGUGAAGAGUACAAACAGCGAACGGGGCUGGUCGUUCCACCAGAAAAGGAACGAAAUUCAAUCCGAAAUCCGUUGGCUAGAAUUGACGAACAUAUUCAACUGCCAGAGGCUUUCGAUUGGAGGGAGCUAGGGGCUGUCUCACCGGUUAAAAAUCAAGGCUCCUGCGGAUCUUGCUGGGCUUUUAGCGUUGUAGGAAAUAUCGAAGGUUUACAUCAAAUCAAAACCAAAAAGAUGGAAGAAUAUUCCGAACAAGAACUACUUGACUGUGACACCGUCGAUAAUGCCUGUCAAGGUGGCUACAUGGAUGAUGCCUACAAAGCCAUCGAAAAAAUAGGCGGUUUGGAAUUGGAGAGCGAGUAUCCUUAUCUGGCGAAAAAACAGAAAACGUGCCAUUAUAAUGAGAGCAUGACUCAUGUUCGCAUUUCGGGAGCAGUGGAUCUUCCUAAGAACGAAACCGCCAUCGCUCAGUAUUUGGUAGCCAACGGCCCCAUUUCGAUUGCUCUGAAUGCGAACGCUAUGCAAUUUUAUCGAGGUGGUAUCUCGCAUCCAUGGCGUGCAUUAUGUAGUAAGAAGAGUCUAGACCACGGUGUGCUUAUCGUCGGAUUUGGAGUUAAGCAGUAUCCGAUGUUUAACAAAACCCUGCCAUUUUGGAUUGUGAAAAAUUCCUGGGGUCCGAAAUGGGGCGAACAGGGUUACUAUCGUGUAUACCGUGGUGACAAUACUUGCGGAAUCAGCGAGAUGGCAUCGUCCGCUGUGCUGGAGUAGACUGUACCGGGUAAAGUGGUAAGCGCGCUGAAGCGUUCUGAUUCGUAUCAAUAAGCUGGUUAAUGUACGUGUUUUACAUUGCAUAGAACUCCGGCUGCCGUUUCACAGUGGCAACCGAUUGAAGCGAACAAAUACGGUAGGGAUUUAUAUCUUUAUUACCCACUAAAUAUACAACAAUCAUAAUUAAAUUAAAUAA